Molecule: messenger RNA, 4982 nt
Organism: Osmerus eperlanus (European smelt)
Lineage: Eukaryota; Metazoa; Chordata; Actinopteri; Osmeriformes; Osmeridae
Gene: cdc42ep1b
Product: CDC42 effector protein (Rho GTPase binding) 1b
Exons: 3
Coding region: 2708-3823 (371 amino acids)
Biological process (GO): positive regulation of pseudopodium assembly; positive regulation of actin filament polymerization; regulation of cell shape
Cellular component (GO): cytoplasm; membrane
Molecular function (GO): small GTPase binding
Source: RefSeq, a predicted model, not a curated record
UUUAGAAAUCACUGUCCUCUCUGAUAACAGAAUGCAGCUCUGGAAUUAUAAACAGUCAUUAAGAAUGUCCUUCUACUUGUGAUAUGUAGCCAAUGGGGACUGAAUCCCAUUCCAGAGGACUACCAGACAGGGUUUUUUCAUUGUGAGGCAUUGCAAGAUUCUAAAUCGCCUUACAUACAUUUCUAAAACGUGAAUCCGACUUACUCAGCAUGCCACUUUAAAUGACAAAACAGACUCACAAAAUGAGCAGAUCUCAAUCCCAAAGGAGAAGCCAUGAAACCCAGAACUUGAUGGGAACUUUGGAAUGGAUUGGUUCCUGUGGUUUUCCAAUAUAACUGCAGAACAACUGUUCUGGAGGCCAGCCAGUGUCUCAGCUCCCUGACGUGAUCUGACUGGAAAGCGGGGGACCCAUCUUCCUGGAUGUUCGGGCGCUAAGUGGAUUGAAGACGGCAGAGAGCAAGGGAUGAAGGAGGAGGGAAGACAGAAGGAGGGAUUAGCAGCUAAUCCAGCGUACGGCCAAUCCCAGAGGAGCCUCUUUGCGCCCUAGUGAGGCGCAGACAAAACAGCCGCCUGGAUUACGCCACUCUGCUUUAUUGUCUUCUUAAGAAAAGCCUUUUUUUGGGGGGGGGGCGGUGUUUGUUUUCUCUGUCUCUGGGUGCCGGGUGUCCCUUGGAGGGGCUGUGUAGCCCAGGAUCAGGAGCAGCAGGCCUGAGGAGAGGCGAGGGCAACGGCAGGACAUCCCACACACGGAUAAACGUCUUUAGCAGGAGGCGACAAAACCUAGAGUGGACCCCCUGCCCCGACAGCCUGCUACAAAGACAGAGAAGUGCAGACCUCUCUUUUGGAUAUCACUACUCUGUGUAUGGGUGAUACUUGAUAUGAAGGACUAACUCAUAUCAAGCAGCAGGUUGGAGAUACCUUCUUUGUUGUUUGUCUGAUGGACAGUAGAUUACAGUGGCGCAUGAGGUGAGAUAAAGCAGCAAGAUUACAAGGCAGUUUCCUGAGGGACUUAUUUAAAAGGUCAAUACUUUUUGUAACCAGAAACCUUGGUUGAUUACCAGAAGGAUCAGAGGGGUGACUUUGGCGAUGCAUGUGCUUCAGAAGGAGUUCAGAAUGAGUAUGUCUUUCUGUUUUACGGUGCUGCACUGAAGGUUGGAUUCUGAUGUCCAGACAGAUAGCUCUGAAAGGCAGACCCCACACAUCAGGAGGAAUACAGCUGCUGAUUGUAGGGCUGUGUGCUUCUUGACCCUGGUGGUGAGUAGUGAAACCACUAGGAGAGAAUCAGGUGGGAAUAAAAGGUGUUUUGAAAGCGAGUUAAUCCAAUUACUCUCGCUUUAACAAGUUAUUUAUAAACACCUCCCAGCAAGUAUGUUAGACAGGCAGGUCACAGGGAGGCACAUAGCUUAAACACUCAAUAUCUAUCACUCACCUCAACUGAUAUCUACAGUACACUCUGCCAAGGCCUGCAGGAAUUUUUACUAGGUUAGGAAAAAGCGGAAAUAUUUAUUCUGGUUUUACGAGGAUCUCGUAAACGCUCUGGAGAAGUGAUUAGCGUCUAGACUGGUAGGACCUCUGUUAACUGUUUGUAAACAUGAGCUUGGAUGGUUGGUAUAGAUCCUGGGGUUACCUGGUGAGACAGCUGGUCUUCCAGUCUGCAUAGAAAGACCCCCUUGUGUCCUGCAUUCUUCCCGGCCUUUGAGUUGAUUUUGAGAAGGAAGAAAUACGCCUAAGAAAUAAGCCUAAAAGCUUUCCGUAAAAUGUUAUUGCGGAAGGUUAAGUUAUCUUUAGGUUACUAAAGAGGCAGGACACAUUUAAGUGGGGUAGUUUGGUAUGUUUUUUAGGACUGAGAUUGUUUUAGCUGGAAUUAUUCACAGGUAGGAGAGCCUGCCAGCAGGGAAAUGCAUGAUUGUGUUGUUGUUGCUCACAAGCAGAACGCCAAUACAGGCUAACGACUAGGCUCCAAUCCAAACCUUGAAGAUAAAAUCAAGCUGAAUGACUUUUUCUUGAGGAAUGUUUAUAUUUUCUCCUGUCUUUCCAGUCUCUGACACAGACUGGAUGUAUUCUCUAGGUCACUGAGUAGGGCUAAAAAGUAUAUAGUUUGAGGCUGAAAACUGGACAUGUAUUUCUGAACAUUCACAAACCCAGAUCUGAAAACAGCUCAGUGGAUCCCCAGCUCUUGAACCACAGAGGCCCGCGGUCAGCAGUGCCGACCUUGGAAUGUGUCAUAUCUCCUCUUUUUUCUCCUCACUCUGUUGUGAAUGAGGACACAAUCUUUGUAAAGUUGAGUGGUCAUUCUGGAGAAAAACAAACAACUUGGAAAGAGAGAGAGAGAGAGAGAGAGAGAGAGAGAGAGAGAGAGAGAGAGAGAGAGAGAGAGAGAGAGAGAGAGAGAGAGAGAGUGGAAUCCAUUUUGAAUAUUGACUGACUUUACAUCCUGCCAUCCUUCACCACCAAAACGUGUGCAACAUCCAGAAGGGGAACUGCAGCCCAACUCUGUAUGAAUGGUUGGCACUUGUCGUGUGGAGAAUGGAUUCUACACACAUUCUCAGCACAUAAAACAAUCCAAGAUCUGUAUUCUCUGUCCUAGGAAUCCCAGCCCUUUUAAAGUGACUUUUUAUCCCCCAACGCUUUGUCAGUGGACCUUUCACUGGAAAUCAAACCUGAUUUGAAUUGAAGGGAAAUUGGGCUUAUUAUUGUUGAGGACAACAUGAGUCUGGGCAAAAUGCCAGGGAUCAAGGGCCUGGUCUCUGGCUCUCAGGGGAAGCGUCGCUUUAAGAGCGACCUCUCAGUCGACAUGAUCAGCCCUCCUCUCGGCGACUUCCGUCACACCAUGCAUGUGGGCCGCGGCGGAGACGUGUUUGGAGACACCUCCUUCCUUAGCAACCAUGGUGGCAACGGGGAGACGGGAGAUCCCGAUUCGCCCACCAGCGGCUCCAAGACCACCCGUUUCUUGUCGCGCACCUUGCGACACGUUCGCAAGACCCCAGCGCCACGUCCAAGAGGCGGUUCCCGUGACCUUUCACCCCCACCACCACCCGUCUCACCUAUCAUCAAAAACGCCAUCUCGCUGCCCCAGCUGAAUGUGGACUUUCCCAAUGGCCGCCUGCAGAGGGUGCUGUUCCCCAGCUCCGCCAGCUCCCCGGGGGACUCCUGCUGCUAUGGUCUGCAGUCCGGUUUCGUCACGCUCCCCCGUCUCUCCCGCCUGGACAGACAGCUGGACGACGGAGACAACCGCCGUGGCUCCCUCACGGAAAACGGGGACUUCUUGAUGACGCGCUCCGACUCCUUCACCUCCUUCACCUCCUUCACCGUCGACCUGGGCCCCUCCCUCAUGAGCGAGGUGCUGGGCUUGAUUGACAGUCCCAGCGGCCUGCAGAUGACCAGUAACAGUUGGCUGCAGGAGGACAAAGAGGAGGAAGAAGAGGAGGAGGAGCAGAGCUCGGUGUUUGAGCUGGCGGUGGAGAGCCCCACACUGAGUUCCCCCAACCCCUCCAUGGGGAGCACGCCGGUCAGGGCGCACCCCAACCACAGGGGGCGCUCAUGCAGCUCAGAGUGGACGGAGCACGAGGUGGACGACGGGUCUCUCAAGACGCCAGACGCGUCCAUGGGGUCGCCGGUACGGGCGGAGCCCACCAUGGAGGCAGAGAGGUUCCAGAGGGCGGCGGACGUGCUGGCGCGUCACUAUGGGGGCGGGUCCUUCUCCAGGGGGAGGAGUCCCAGUGAGGAGGGCUGCGGGUCUGAUUCAACGUCCUCUGCGUCUUCACUGCACGGCCACAAGGCUCCGUACGCCUUCCCUGAUGAGGAGGAGGAGAUUAAAGUAUAAAUGUCAAUGUUAUAUGUUUAACAGCAGUAAGGAAACCUUUCACUUUUGUAUUCAAACUACAAGAAGACUGUUGAACCUUGACACAUUUUAUAACAAUGGUGAAGAAGUCUACUUUUUUAUUAUUAAUUAUGAUUUUUUUUUUUUGGUGAUCUGCAUAACUGUUUUAUUACCCCAAAUACCAUCAAAAAACAGGCUGACCUUGAAUCCUCAAAUCCUAAUGGAUGUGGAAAACCUUGUUGCACAAGAAUAACAUUUUGAGAAGUGUUUCUAAAGUAAGAACCACGCAAAGUGGGCUAGCCCAGACCAACAUGACACAAAAUUGACAAAAUCUAUAUAAAUGUAUUGUAAAAUGACAAUAAACUAACCCCAUUAAUAAUCUGAAUUUUUUAAAUAUUUUUUUACCAACAUUGCAGACUCUCAUAUGAAGAAUAAAGUUGAAGGAAGAAUAUGAAGGAAGAAUAUUGUGCAUGAAGUAUGUGAAGGAAGAAUAUUGUUAUGUAAAUGUAAAAAAAAUCCCUAUCUCUUCGACAAGGAAUUAAAAGGGAAGUCAAUGUAUCUGAAGCAAAAUUGUAAAAACGUCAAAAGACAACAUAGAACGAUGUAGUAGCUGUUCUUUAGAUUUUAAUUUAAGUAGACCUGACAGUACACUUGUGAUUUUUCAUUUUGAGUUCCUGGACCACAACAUCCAAGGUCAACGGUUCAUACAGCUUCGUCUUCUCAACAAAAAAACAUACCGUACAUAGGGAAAGAUGGUAAGGUUUACCCUGAACCAUAAUAAACCUGUACAGUACAUUAACCUCUGUAUACCCACCCAUAGUUGUAUAGGUAUAAUUCUGAUAGGGAUGGCCUCAAGCAUAGGCUAUAUAUAUUUUUCAGUGUUACUAUGUCCAUUUGGAUGUUAUGUGGAUUGAGUAGGUCUAUGUAUAUAUUCUAUGUGGAAGCAGACAUUGUUUUGUAAAGUUUGAAUGUAUCAUAGGACUGUUGAAAGAAAUCAAAUCAUUGUAUAUUAAUGUUUUUAAACAUAUAGGACCACAAGUAUACUGACCUGAUGUCUAUGUAACGUACACAUGUGAAUACUGUAUGUGGAGCAUUUACACAUAAUAGCAGUUGUAUUCCCAACAUAGCAUACCCAUUUAAUUAAAUAAUGUUUUCAUAAGAA